AUGGCAAGCUUUCGAGUACCUGCGCUGCGUCAUGUUGUCUCCGGUGCAGCACCAUAUCUGCGGGCGUCGCAACGAAGAUGGGCGCAGGUGCAUGAUGUCCGGUUUCUAGCCACCCAGCAAUCGAAUCGAGUUUUAGAGAAAUAUAAGGAGAAGCUGGAUCAAAAGGCAAAGGAGGAAGGAUUGAGAGAUAUCCAUGAACUUAAGGAAGUCUACAAAGACAAGAUCGAGCACCAGAGGCAAAUGGCUUCUAUCAAAGUUCCCCUCCCUAAUGCGCUUCCUACCCCUCCACCAUCUCCGAAUGCAUCUUCUCCAUUCUCGCCUCCUCCCCCGCCCCCACAGAUACCCGUGGAGAAAGCAGCCUCAUCACCAGGCAUUAAGACCCUCUCUUCAUACCUCGACCUAGAAAAAACCCGAGCCCUGCCGCAGAAAGAAUUAGAGGCGAUUUGGCGCCUACGACACGUCGAUGAUAAGCAAUCACUCUGCGCUGUGAUACCUCUCGAUGUAUACAAAACUCUCGAAGCGACUGCAAAGAAGCACCCACAUUUUAUCUUGCCUCUGCCGAGAGAAGGACAAGGUGCUGAAAUACACUUCCUCCAAUGGACGUUUCCAGCAGAGAACACCGUCACUGUUUUGUUCACGCAUCUUGCGGAAUACAAGCUGCGUGGGGAAUUCAGCCAGCCGCAUACGACAAUUACGCAUCAUCUUGAGCUGGCACAAGACAAGGGUUUGGUAUUGGAGGGGGUGACUGUCGAUGAGGCGAAGUGGUUAAUUAUGUGUUUGCAAAAGUUCUAUGGGUUUGGCAAGGAGAACAACGAGAGGAAGAGAUUAUUGGAGAUGUUUGGGAAGGGUGAUCCGGCGUUUAGGGUGGAAGAUCUGGUUGAGGAGGCAGAGAAGAUUAUUUAA
Molecule: messenger RNA, 903 nt
Organism: Lachnellula hyalina
Lineage: Eukaryota; Fungi; Ascomycota; Leotiomycetes; Helotiales; Lachnaceae
Gene: ATP11
Product: Protein ATP11, mitochondrial
Exons: 3
Coding region: 1-903 (300 amino acids)
Biological process (GO): mitochondrial proton-transporting ATP synthase complex assembly
Cellular component (GO): mitochondrion
Source: RefSeq, a predicted model, not a curated record